CAAGAAAGGCUUAAGAAGCAUACAGUGACUUCUCAACUGCCAUAAUGAGCAGUGUCACGUUAACUAACGUAUUUUCUUUCGUCCCACCUGUGGUGGGUCUCCUGUGGGCCAUUAAAGAGUUGGUCUAUGUUCGCAGCAUCAAGCUGGCCGGUCCCUACAAGGGAAAGUCUGGCAUGCAAGACUCUCUUGUUGCUGGUGAUGCCCGUGAUGUUCAGAAGAUCCUCCUCGCCAUGCGUGAGAUCUCUUCCAACAUCGCUGAGGGUGCAAACGCAUUCCUCAUUGCCGAGUACAAGUACAUGAUGGUCUACGUUCUCGUCUUUUCCGUUAUCAUCUGGCCCUGCAUCGGUUUCGGCACUAUGUUGUCAUUCGUUGUGGGUUCCAUUACCUCUAUCGCUUGCGGGUACAUCGGAAUGAAGACCGCUGUAUACUGCAACGUCCGUACUGCUCAUGAGUGCUGGAAGAACCUCUCUGAUGGUUACGAUGUUGCACUUCGCGGCGGCUCCGUCAUGGGUUUCGCUCUCGUGUCUUUGGCUGUUCUCAACUUGGCUAUUCUCGUUACCAUCUAUAACGUUCCUUCUUUCUAUAACGGUGAUCUUCGUGCUCUUUACGAGGCUCUUACCGGUUAUGGUUUGGGUGGUUCCUCUAUUGCUCUCUUUGGUCGUGUUGGUGGUGGUAUUUACACCAAGGCUGCCGAUGUUGGUGCCGAUCUUUCUGGUAAGAAUGAGUACGGCCUCGAUGAGGAUGAUCCGAGGAACCCCGGCU
Molecule: messenger RNA, 762 nt
Organism: Perkinsus marinus ATCC 50983
Lineage: Eukaryota; Perkinsozoa; Perkinsida; Perkinsidae
Exons: 1
Biological process (GO): proton transmembrane transport
Cellular component (GO): membrane
Molecular function (GO): diphosphate hydrolysis-driven proton transmembrane transporter activity; inorganic diphosphate phosphatase activity
Source: RefSeq, a predicted model, not a curated record